AUGCCUUCGGCCUGGCAAAUAGCUCCAUCAGAGCCCAAAGAUUGGCGAACCACCGCCGGCAUUGAGAAUCUGCGUCUGGUCCAUGAUCUUCCCAAGCCGCGACCAGAGCCAGGCACAGCUCUAGUGCGGAUCAAGGCCGCGGCGCUCAAUGCACGAGAUAUGAUGGUGAUUUCACAUGAUCCCAUCUACCCCAUCAAAACAGAACCGUAUCUGACUCCUUGUGCCGACGGUGCCGGAGUCGUCGAGGAAGUUGGGCCGGGAAGCACCUGGAAACCUGGAGAUCGCGUCCUGCUCACUGCCAUGCGCUGGAUCGAUGGCCAUGUUCCUACGUUGGUCGAGUCUCAGGGCCUCGGGGCAGGGGCAAUUCAAGGCACACUGCGAGAGUACGCGGUUGUGGACGAUAACCGACUGAUUCGGGCUCCGGCACAUCUCUCGUUUGCAGAAAUGGCCGCCUUGCCUGCCGCAGCCGGCACUGCAGUCAACGCCCUUUUCUACGGACCCGAGCCCUUUCGCCCGGGCAUGAUGGUCAUGACUCAAGGGACGGGUGGAGUCAGCGCGUGUGCGAUCCAGAUUGCCGCCGCCGCCGGAGCCACAGUGGUCGCCACGUCUUCAUCCGACGAGAAGCUGAAGACGGCCAAGGCCCUGGGCGCCACGCAUCUGAUCAACUACACCAAGCACCCCGUGUGGUCAGAAGAGGUUCUCCGUGUGACCGACGGCAAGGGCGUCGACCACGUUCUAGAUGUGGCCGGUGCCGGGACAAUUGAGCAAUCCCUCCUGUCGGUCAAACACGGUGGACUCGUAUCCGUCAUUGGGUUCUUGUCCGACAGUAAGCCUACCGACAUCAUCCCUCCGUUGCUGUUCGGGGCAAAGACCAUGCGUGCCAUCUUCCAGGUUCGGAACGACAUGGCGCAGAAGAUGGCCGAGCUUUACGAAGAGCACCAGCUCCGGCCACCCGUGGCGGCGGUGUACAAGUGGGAGGAGGCCAAGGAAGCAUUCAAGGCUCUCCAUGUCCAGUCGGCAAUUGGGAAGAUUGUCGUAGAGGUCGGCUCGUCAUAG
This is a messenger RNA of Fonsecaea nubica, 1056 nucleotides long. RefSeq lists its product as hypothetical. Gene Ontology annotation, molecular function: oxidoreductase activity. The transcript is spliced from 2 exons. The record is from RefSeq and is a predicted model, not a curated record. NCBI's taxonomy places the organism in Eukaryota, Fungi, Ascomycota, Eurotiomycetes, Chaetothyriales, Herpotrichiellaceae. The coding region runs from base 1 to 1056 and encodes 351 amino acids.